Messenger RNA from Funneliformis geosporum, 262 nucleotides. The record is from the annotation of a GenBank genome assembly. NCBI's taxonomy places the organism in Eukaryota, Fungi, Glomeromycota, Glomeromycetes, Glomerales, Glomeraceae.
AUGGCUAAUAAAAUACAAAAUGUUGAAGAGUAUGACAAAUCUUUAAAUGAUUUGGAUAUAGAAUUGGAUAAUAUACAGAAGUGUGCAGUAGAAAUUUUUCACAAGAUAGAUAACUCAUUUUCUUAUCCAUAUCCGAUUGGUUCUGUCUCAGCUGAAUUAAAUGUUCUUUUAUCAGCAAUUCAACAUUUCGAAAAAAAAGCUAAAAGUUUGGGAGUAUCAAGUUUAACAACAACCGACAUAAAGAUUCAAUCUAAUGAACCUG